AUGGAAAGUAUAGCUGUUCUUAUUAAACACUCUGGUAGAUGGACAUAUGAACAACAAUAUGAAGAUUACACCAGUGAUGCGAUAUUGUUGAGCAUAAACUCUACGUAUGACCAACUUUACACAGUACUGGCUACUCACAUUGAUGUUGAUUUGACGUACAAGUGUAUUCAAAUCGAAUAUCAACUAAUAGAUAGUGCAGGGCAAAUACGUAUACGUAAUGACAUGGGUUUGAAGGUCUAUAUUAUGCAGAAAAAGGAAUUGAAGGAUAUUAGUAUUUUGCCUUUGUAUGUAAGUAUUUUUGAGAAGGAAAAUUUUGGCACAUUGAUAUGUUCAUCGUUGAGUAUUGGCGAACCUAUGAAGAUGUCUGUCACUGAUAGUAGCUUGGUAAAUACAAGUACUGAAAGAGCGUUAACUAUUUCUGCUUCAAAUGAAUGUUUGGAUACAUUUGAAAUGGAUACAACUAGAGUUAUUAUCUCAGAUCCACAUCACAAACAUAUUGAGGUUGAUCAAGUUUAUAUCUCGAAAAGUGUAUUAAAAUCGGUAAUGAAAGAUUAUACAAUUCGAGAGAAGUUUCAAUCACUAUCUGCAAGAUCUAGUAAAACAUGUUAUACAUUGCUGUGCAGAUCCAGAAAAUGUGAAUUUUUAUUCCGUGCAUCUGCUAUCGGCGAAUCUACAUUGUUUUAUGUAAGAGAAUUUUUACCUGAACAUACCUGUCCAAUCAAAGAUAAGAUUUAUCCUAAAUUGCAUGAUACUAGUAAGUUGAUUGGUGGUAUAGUCAAACCAAAGUUUAAAUGCCACAAGAGGAAAUACAGUCCAUCCAAUAUCAAAAGUGACAUGAAGGAAGACAUGGGUAUGGAUUUAACAUAUAUUAUGUGUUGGCGAGCUAAGAAACAAGCACUUGAAGAUUUAAGAGGAAAACCAUCAGCAUCGCACGGAAAACUACCUGCAUACAUACAUGUGUUGAACACAAGUUAUCCAGGACAUAUAUUUCCUUUGGCUUAUGAUGUACUGGACUCUAAAAAUGAUGCAUCUUGGAGGUGGUUUUUUGAGAAUUUGAAGGAAGCAUACGGUGAAAGAAAAGAUAUGUGUAUCGUUUCUGAUUGUAAUGCAAGCAUCAUAAAAGCUGUCAGUGACGUGUAUUAUGAGAUACCACAUUAUGCAUAUGUCUUCUAUACUAUGGGAAAAUCAUAUUUGAAGAGUGAAUUUCACAUGUUAAUGGAGAAAGUGGAGGCAGUUGAUGCUAGAGUGAAGAAUUACUUGGAAUUGACUGGUUACGAUAAGUGGGCUAGAUCGUAUGCAUCCGUUCAUAGAGGAUGGACUUUGACUUCAAACAUUGCCGAGUUCAUUAAUGCUGCACUGGUUUCAGCUAGAGAACUACCAAUAUAUGAUUUUCUGGAGGAAGUUAGAUUGAUGUUUGGAAGAUGGAACUGUGGAAACAGACAGCAGGCGUUGUAUACUUUUACGGAUCUUAUUGGUAAAUUUCAAGAAAUUCUUCAACAGAAUGAAGCGGAGUGUACACGUAUGAAGGUUAUACCUGCAUCAGAGUACAUCUAUACAGUCCACGAUAAGGAGAAACAUUUUAUUGUUUGUCUUAAUGGAAAAAAAUUUCUUGAUAACAAGAAUUUCAAGAAGGGGCCAUAUUGCUCUGAUCUAUACAAGCCAAAAACCGUCCUAAGAACAUAUGAUCUUCCAAUUUAUCCACUACCACACAAAGAUGACUGGGUGAUUUCGAAAAAAAUUAUGGAUGAGAUUGUUCUGUCGCCAAAAUACAAGCGACCCCCCGGAAGACCUCCGAAGAAGGAUCGUGGAAAAUCCAGACGAGAUAUGUUUGAAAAGAAGAGCAAAAAUUAUUGUAGUUCAUGUGGUUUAAAAGGUCACAAUAGGCGUUCAUGUAGGAAAUACAACAAAUGA
Capsicum annuum is the source of this 1911-nucleotide messenger RNA. RefSeq lists its product as uncharacterized. NCBI's taxonomy places the organism in Eukaryota, Viridiplantae, Streptophyta, Magnoliopsida, Solanales, Solanaceae. The transcript is spliced from 6 exons. Bases 1 to 1911 code for a protein of 636 amino acids. The record is from RefSeq and is a predicted model, not a curated record.